AUGCAAAUACAAGGCCUUCGCUGGCUGGACCGAGCCUUGGAACAGUCCGAGGUGCUCGAUUCCGUCGUCCCGAUCAACUUGCUCUCGUACGGGGGCGUGCUUGCAGUGUGCCUCUUUGGUGUUCGAGGUGCGACAAGGGACGUCGACGUGCUGCUCCCGCCCAACAUCCGAGAUGUCCAGGCAUACAGCGACGAGUUUAUGCGGCUGACAAAUGCCAUCGCCGAUGAACUUGGGUACAUGCGGGACUGGAUCAACGACGACUUGAGGCUUUUCGUGCCCCCGGAAGACAGGCAGAGACUCUUGGAAGAUAGCAUCGAGCAGGGGACGGCCGUCUUUGAGGGCGACAACAUGGUCAUCUGGGCAGGGGUCUGGGAAUUCGGCCUCGAGUCCAAGCUGCGACGGAUGGGAGACAAUGGGAGUAACACGGAUCAGGGACGGGCGAGGUUUGAUCGCGACAGGAUGGAUGCGAUGGAAUUAGUGCACCUCAUCAAGGGAGACUCGAUCCAACCCCUCGACAUGUCAUGGGUGAAGGGGCUGCAGCGAUAUCCUCAGACGACGGGCAUCAGUGAUCAAAUGAUCCAGAUAGUUGCCCAAGGUUAUGUUGCAAAGUUUGGGACGCAGGGAGUAGUUGAGCUCACGUGGGAUGAAGCAGAGGAAAAACACAAGUAUCAGAACCUGGCAGCUAACUGGGUGUGGUACGAAUCGAAGAAUUAA
Molecule: messenger RNA, 714 nt
Organism: Pyricularia oryzae 70-15
Lineage: Eukaryota; Fungi; Ascomycota; Sordariomycetes; Magnaporthales; Pyriculariaceae
Exons: 1
Coding region: 1-714 (237 amino acids)
Source: RefSeq, a predicted model, not a curated record